This is a messenger RNA of Colius striatus (speckled mousebird), 618 nucleotides long. RefSeq names its product aralkylamine N-acetyltransferase (gene AANAT). Gene Ontology annotation, cellular component: cytoplasm. Lineage: Eukaryota; Metazoa; Chordata; Aves; Coliiformes; Coliidae. The transcript has 3 exons. Gene Ontology annotation, molecular function: aralkylamine N-acetyltransferase activity. The record is from RefSeq and is a predicted model, not a curated record. The coding region runs from base 1 to 618 and encodes 205 amino acids. Gene Ontology annotation, biological process: response to light stimulus; circadian rhythm; melatonin biosynthetic process.
AUGCUGGCUCUCAGCUCGGUGCCUUUCCUGAAGCCCAUCUCCCUGAAGCCGCCCCGCAGCUCGCCCGGGGGCCAGCGCCGCCACACGCUGCCCGCCAGCGAGUUCCGCUGCCUCAGCCCCGAGGACGCCGUCAGCGUGUUCGAGAUCGAGAGGGAAGCCUUUAUCUCCGUGUCCGGGGCCUGUCCCCUGCGCCUGGAUGAGAUCCGCCACUUCCUCAGCCUGUGCCCGGAGCUGUCCCUCGGCUGGUUUGAGGAGGGACGGCUUGUGGCCUUCAUCAUCGGCUCGCUCUGGGACCAGGAGAGGCUCAGCCAGGCGGCGCUGACCCUGCACAGGCCCCGGGGCACGGCCGUGCACAUCCACGUGCUGGCGGUGCACCGCGGCGCCCGGCAGCAGGGCAAGGGCCCGCUGCUGCUGUGGCGGUACCUGCAGCGCCUGCGCUGGCUGCCCUUCGCCCGCCGCGCCCUGCUCAUGUGCCAGGACUUCCUCGUGCCCUUCUACCAGAAGUGUGGCUUCGAGGCGCUGGGGCCCUGCCAGGUGCGGGUGGGGGAGCUGGCCUUCGUGGAGAUGCAGCACCGCGUGCGCGGCCAUGCCCUCCUGCGCAGGAACAGCGGCUGCUGA